ACAGACACUCCCAAACCCCAAAACCCAGGCGCCUCCUGGGCCUUUCCUAGGUUGGGCUGCUCCAGGAAGUUUCCGUGAAAGCACCUGAAAUACUAAGUUACCUUCGCGAGGAGAACUCGAGUGAGAUAAAAUCGUGCGCCCACGCAGGUGAGUUUGUAGCCAAGAAAUUUGGGCUCUGCUGGGAGGAGAAAGGGAAGUUGAGAAAGUCUUUGGACCUGGUAGCCUGGUGCUCUUUCUCAUGGCUUCACCCAGCCGCCCGAGCAGUGACUGCUCCCAUAUCAUUGAUCACAGUCAUGUCCCCGAGUUUGAGGUGGCCACCUGGAUCAAAAUCACCCUUAUCCUGGUGUACCUGGUCAUCUUCGUGAUGGGCCUUCUGGGGAACAGCGUCACCAUUCGAGUCACCCAGGUGCUGCAGAAGAAAGGAUACUUGCAGAAGGAGGUGACGGACCACAUGGUGAGUUUGGCUUGCUCGGACAUCUUGGUGUUCCUCAUCGGCAUGCCCAUGGAGUUCUACAGCAUCAUCUGGAACCCCCUGACCACGUCCAGCUACACCCUGUCCUGCAAGCUGCACACUUUCCUCUUCGAGGCCUGCAGCUACGCUACGCUGCUGCACGUGCUGACGCUCAGCUUUGAGCGCUACAUCGCCAUCUGUCACCCCUUCAGGUACAAGGCUGUGUCGGGAUCUUGCCAGGUGAAGCUGCUGAUUGGCUUCGUCUGGGUCACCUCCGCCCUGGUGGCACUGCCUGUGCUGUUUGUCAUGGGUACUGAGUAUCCCCUGGUGAACGUGCCCAGCCACCGGGGUCUCACUUGCAACCGCUCCAGCACACGCCCCCACGAGCAGCCCGAGACCUCCAAUAUGUCCAUCUGUACCAACCUCUCCAGCCGCUGGACCUUGUUCCAGUCCAGCAUCUUCGGCGCCUUUGUGGUCUACCUCGUGGUCCUGCUCUCCGUAGCCUUCAUGUGCUGGAACAUGAUGCAGGUGCUCAUGAAAAGCCAGAAAAGCCCGCUGGCCGGGGGCGCGCAGCGGCUGCAGCUGAGGAAGUCCGAGAGUGAAGAGAGCAGGACCGCCAGGAGGCAGACCAUCAUCUUCCUGAGGCUGAUUGUGGUGACAUUGGCCGUAUGCUGGAUGCCCAACCAGAUUCGGAGGAUCAUGGCUGCGGCCAAACCCAAGCACGACUGGACGAGGUCCUACUUCCGGGCGUACAUGAUCCUCCUCCCCUUCUCCGAGACGUUCUUCUACCUCAGCUCGGUCAUCAACCCGCUCCUGUACACGGUGUCCUCGCAGCAGUUUCGGCGGGUGUUCGUGCAGGUGCUGUGCUGCCGCCUGUCGCUGCAGCACGCCAACCACGAGAAGCGCCUGCGCGCCCACGCGCACUCCACCACCGACAGCGCCCGCUUUGUGCAGCGCCCGCUGCUCUUCGCGUCCCGGCGCCAGUCCUCUGCAAGGAGAACUAACAAGGUUUUCUUAAGCACUUUUCAGAGCGAGGCCGAGCCCCAGUCUAAGUCCCAGCCAUUGAGUCUCGAGUCACUUGAGCCCAACUCAGGCACAAAACCAGCCAAUUCUGCUGCAGAGAAUGGUUUUCAGGAGCAUGAAGUUUGAAUGUCAAGCGACGGAGCCUGGAGUGGGAACUGGCCCUCCAGCCUCAAGAAAACGUCACUCUCACUCUGCAGUCUCAAAAUAAACUAUGCCCCCAUCAGGGAUGGAAUGGACACUGGAGGCUUUGCAAAAGGCAGAUGCCCACCUCAGUGACUUCUAAGGACUGACUCUGCCAGCCUGGCCUUGACUCUGGUUACACAGACAUGGGGGUGAACUUUCACUCCACCUCCUUUCUUCAAGUACAUACUGAAAAUCAGUCAGACUGAAUGUAUUCAGAAUGCUUUACACCGAGCUCUUUCAUUAUUUGCACAGGAACAAAAAAGAACACGGACUCCCGCUCCCUACCCUUACCCAGAAUUAAAGGACACCCAGAAGAAACUCAGGGAGGUGGGGGGGUGGAGAACGAUGCAGGAGGGGGUGGCAUCUCCUUCAGCUUCAGCAGUGUGCCAAGAAGAGGGCUAAUUUGAGGAGCAGGAUGGUGGUGGGGAGCCCUGGCCUGAGGGCUGAGGCAGAACUUCCCCUUUUCUUGGGCCUUGGCCCGUUGCAAAGAGGGGUGUUGCAGCAGCUGAUGCAAACUGAGUUCAGUUUCCCUGGGGAGCAGAAGGACUGGUACCCGGCAGAGGCGAUGAGACAGGCCGCUGAUGAUGCACAGGACUUGCGGUACAUGAUCCCUGUAACAAACACAGACCCAAAGGAGCUGAGUUAACGUGCACUGGCAAAAGGACAGCUGUCCCUCUCAGCCCAAAUCCAAACGGACAGCUCUUCCUUACUCCUCCCACAGACCACUGGGUGAGGUCAGGGAAGUGCUUCGGAUUGUCUCAUUGAUACUCAAAACACAUAAGAUAGACGGUGAAAGAGACAGGCACUAUUUCAUUAGUUUUAACGAAACUGUUGCAAAAGCGAUUUGAGAUGCCAAUACCUGUGAAUACCUGCUAAUAUAGAGCUGUUAAACAGACUUACAUUUUAAGUCAGAGUUGACACUGUGUACGAGACACAGCUUUUUAUUUACUUUUUUUUUUAUUCAAACUGUCUCAUGCCAGUGAGGACCACAAGCAGUGCUUCUACGUUUUAUCUCAUUUUGCUUUAUAAGCGGCCACAGAGCGAUGGCUCUCAACUAUGUUGAUGAAAGCCUGGAGUUCUUUGAAGACAGACCAAAUCUCAAAGGGAAAUAUUUCCCUACUGAAGGGGUCCUGAGUUUUCCAUGGGAUUUAGUGAAGGGGAACCUGGCUGACCGUGUGUCCUUCACAGUCUUAUUCUAAGGAGAGAUGCUCUGUCCUCAGGACACAUGGUCAUCUGCCAAGCUAGUACCAUGCAGCUAGCACUCAAUGACACACACUGGGUGCAAAAAAGAGCUUCCCAAGAAGACUAGGGGGGGCCUGUCUCUCUCAAGGAGCAUGUGUGUCCUGUCAAGCUGUAGUAUAGUCAUCAAAUUAGGGUGUCUUAAUCAUAAAGGUGGAAGUUUAUUCAAUUCAAAUAAUACUAGCUAAACUUAUUUAAGGGCUUCCCUGUCUCCCAGGCACUAUUCAGACACCCUUAGUGUGUCAGCUUCUUCACUACCCCAAACAAACCUACAAGGGAGGCCCUCAGGAUGAUUACACCAAUUUUACAGAUGCGAAGCCUCAGGGCUAGAGAGAUUUAGUAACUUGCCCAAGGUCACACGAACAGGAAGUGGAGCAGCUGGGAUUUGAACCCAGCAUUCUGGCUGCAUGCUGUCAAGACGCUGUUACUGUAUAGCAGCAAAUUGGAUUGCCAAUUAACCACAAAAAUAGUGGGGAUUUUUUUAGGGGGAGCGGGUUUACUCUGAAGAUAGCUUUUGUUGUGUAGGUGUGUGGCUUUUUUUUUUUUUUUUGAGACAGAGUCUCGCUCUGUUGCCCAGGCUGGAGUGCAGUGGUGCCAUCUCGGCUCACACCACUCUCCUGCCUUAGCCUCCCAAGUAGCUGGGACUACAGGUGACCACCACCACGCCCGGCUAAUUAAUUUUUUGUAGUUUUAGUAGAGAUGGGGUUUCAUUGUGUUAGCCAGGAUGGUCUCGAUCUCCUGACCUUGUGAUUGAUUCUCCCGCCUCAGCCUCCCAAAGUGCUGGGAUUACAGGCAUGAGCCACCACGCCUGGCCAUAUGUGGCUAUUUUAUACCAAUGAAUUAUUUUUUUGGACAGAUAGUACUUAUUACUAAAGCUAGACUUAGAAUUAACAGAUCUUAAUCCUGUUUGCUGCCUUGCACAGCUGAGGGAUACAGCAUCCCACUAGGAGCCAGGGCUCCUCACGCACUCAUUUCCUGCAGCGGUGUGGGCGGGUGUGGGCAAGUGUGGUUUUGGUUUUGGCUCCCUCCUCCUUGAGAAUUGCCACUUUGGGUGCUGUAGAAACAGUAAAGAAUGAAACUGCCUGAAACUUCCAAGUGGGAGGUAAAGAAGUACUUUAGAUUUACCUUAAAACAUGCAAUUUUAUGUCAUUUUUUCCCCUCUAAGUGCAUGUUUGUAGGGAUUGAUUUUCUAAGACCAUUACAAAAUCCUGGAAGGCAGCUGCUCUGGUAAGAUAAAGCCGAAGUACAGAGGAUGCCUGUAUCUAUGUGUGGGAGGCACUGUUUGAUUUCUAAGGAAUACACUUCAGGGAAUUGCCCAUUUAUAGAUUUCCCAUAGUCUCUACAUUUGCCAUCCAUGGCCCUUUUUAGGAAAUCAUUCUACUCUUUUUAAGUAUGAAAAAUACUAACUAACUAACUGGCAUUUAUUUGCCACUUCUACUACAAUGAACUUUUUUUAAGUAAGUGAAUUUUUAAACUUUAAAAAAAAUAUUUGUUUUUCUCUGUAAAAAAGUUCAGUCAGUAAGGCGAAAAUGGGCCCUGAAUAUCCCUGCCUGUUCAGGCCCUCCGCCGUGUUCCCCUAGAGGCAGAUGCUGUCAUCAGUGUGGCAUGCCUUCUUCCAGGCUGGUUUCUGUACAUUUACAUAUGUGCCCAUGGAGAAAUAAAGUCCGUGUGUUUGCACACAUUUGUUAAUAGUUU
Symphalangus syndactylus (siamang) is the source of this 4591-nucleotide messenger RNA. It is a transcript of the gene GPR39, whose product is annotated as G protein-coupled receptor 39. The record is from RefSeq and is a predicted model, not a curated record. Gene Ontology annotation, molecular function: G protein-coupled receptor activity. NCBI's taxonomy places the organism in Eukaryota, Metazoa, Chordata, Mammalia, Primates, Hylobatidae. Gene Ontology annotation, cellular component: membrane. Gene Ontology annotation, biological process: G protein-coupled receptor signaling pathway.